AAUUUCAGUCAUAUCGCAGCCACAUUUGCUCCUCUUCCUUAUUUACGAAGUCUGCUUCUCAACUAGCUAGUUCCAGAGACCAACUACCUCAAUGAGCGACAAAGAUAGCGAAGAGGGGAGCAGUGAAAGCGGUGAAGAGUAUAUUGUGGAAAAAAUUCUAGGAAAACGCAUUCGUAAAGGUGUAGUGGAAUAUCUUAUCAAAUGGAAGGGAUAUGAUGAUUCAGACGACGACACGUGGGAACCAGCAGCACAAUGCGAUUGCGCGGGGUUGAUUGAAGAAUUUGAAAAAUCGCAGAAAAACACAGCGGAGAAGUCGUCAAAAACACGAAAACGAAAGAUUCGUGAGAAAGAGGACGAAGACAAAGAUGUCAUUUCUGUGCGGAUCGACGAUGAUGACGAUCUGUUUGACGAUGGCACUUCUGAAAGUACUGCUACUCGUCCCAAAACAAAACGCAAAGCAUUAGUCGAUGACAAGAAGUAUGGUAUUUGUGAAGGACGCAAAAUCUCUCGUAUCCUUGGUCUCAAUAACAAAUCCUCGGAACUGCGUAUGCUAGUCGUAUAUUCGGAUGCGAUGAAAGAUCGCAAGAAGGGAGUAGAGUUAGUGCCAACCCGUAUCCUGCGACAUUAUGCACCUCAGAUGGUCAUCGAUUAUUACGAGUCGUUAUUAGAUAAAAAUCUUCAAUAAUGUGUCAUCUUUCACUAUCAUGGAUGAAGACGUGUUGUACAUGUUUGUAUUCAAUAAAAUUUCACAAACG
Cylicocyclus nassatus is the source of this 755-nucleotide messenger RNA. NCBI's taxonomy places the organism in Eukaryota, Metazoa, Nematoda, Chromadorea, Rhabditida, Strongylidae. The record is from the annotation of a GenBank genome assembly.